Drosophila suzukii is the source of this 809-nucleotide messenger RNA. RefSeq lists its product as uncharacterized. Lineage: Eukaryota; Metazoa; Arthropoda; Insecta; Diptera; Drosophilidae. The record is from RefSeq and is a predicted model, not a curated record.
UAAGCCCUUUGCUAACAGUCAUUUUCAUAACGUCCAAAUCAUAACUUGGUAUUAAAAUUCAAAAGUUGGCCUCCGGUGAUGCUGCGAUGAGCGAACCUCUCUCGGGUCCCUGGCUGCGUUUUGUGUACAACGGCCUGUUGCUGAGCACGGCGGUUUGUUCCGGCCGUAAAAUGCAGCCGGAGAAGCACCCCUUCGCCCUGGUCGCUUGCGUGGUGGUCGGAUUCUCUGCGGUUUUCGGAUUGCUCCGGGUGAUCUUCGCCAGCGGACAGCCGGAGGAGUGCCGAAAGCUGAGGGACAUAACGCAUGGUGUCCUGGAACUGGUACCUUUGCCCCUGUCCAAUAUGGAUCUCUACAUGCAGUCCACCGGGUUAAGUGCCAUAGCAUUGGGGCAUGCCUUCUUCGUGCUGCCCCUGGUUUGCGAUUUGGGUUGCUGCCUGGCGAAAAGUCGGCGAGAUUGUGCCUUUAGCGACAGCUUGCGAAAUCUUACGGUUCUCGGCAACAUUGUAUCACUCGGAUUUCUGGCCUACGUGGAGCGGAAUUUCCUUUAUCUGCGGAUGAUGUUGGUCAUGAUUGUGGUCAAGUAUGGAGUUGUUCUGGUGGACAGCAUCAAAGAGGACGCCGGCGAGGAUCUGCAGGUGUGCGGCACAGCCCUCUUUUUGCACCUUCUCGGCAAGGCUGUGGAGUCCUCCACCUCCUGAUCCUUGGUUUAACCCCUGACCGCUGUUUGCUUCAAGGGUUUCCUUGUCCCGCUUAAUUUUCCAUGAAUUCAGUUUUGACCCGUAUUAAAUUUCAUUUCAGCCGAUUUUCAA